CAAACUGAAGAGGCGGUUAUUAUUGGCUUCAUUUUAGCUACUUAUUCUUGUUUGAUCACUAUUUUUAUGCUAAAUGUGUGUACUCGAAGCACCGUUUGAAGGUGUCAAUUAAAUGUAAAUAUUGGGCAAUGGCAUUGGUACUUUGAACCAAAAGUUUAUUCAUAGAAAAUGGAUUCCCGUUUUCAUAAAUGUAGACUGUGCUUGAAACUAGGUGAUUUUUGUUCAAUAUUCGAACAAGAUGAAUGCAUUAAGUUAUCUGAUAUGGUGAUGUCUUUCACGAAUAUUCAAAUAUACGAAGGUGACGGAUUAUCAGAUCGCGUUUGCUCCUCAUGUAUAGAGAAUCUGAGCACUGCUUAUUUGUUUAAGCAGCAAUGUGAAAGAAUCGACAAUUUGAUAAGAAAAUGUCCAGAAACCAACAUAAACAAGCCUUCUGUAAGUGACUACAAUGACUUCUUUACUAAAGAGUUUCAUAUGCAUGAUGGCAGUAUGGAAGAAUAUGUUUCUGCUGAAGGGGACAAUGAUCAAAACUUUUUCAAAGACAACAUGGACAGCAACAGCAGUAUUUUCCAUGAAAUAAGUGAUGAGACGGACAGUGAUGUUGAUUCCAUUAAAUGUGGAGGUUGCAAUGAGUCCUAUAGCAAGUUGGGCACACAUACUUGUCGGACCACAUGCACUAUAGAGCAAAAUCAAUUGCAAAGAUCAAGCAGCAAUGAAACUCUUGUAGCAUCAGAUGUAGUAGGCAGCCAGCAAACAGUCAGGGCUACCCAAUCUCUUCCCCCGCGAGCUACACAGCCACUGCCUGAUAUACCUGAGGACAUGGAUGUCACUUGUGUACUUUGUGAUGAGAAAUUUGAUCAGUAUGACAACUAUGUCAUACAUUUCAAUAGGUGCACAACCAAUGUGAAGCUGCACCAUUAUGUCUGUCCAGUGUGCCAUGACAUAUAUACUGAAAAACUAGCAUACUUAGAACAUCUUAAGGCUGAACACUUUAAAGUGACAUCCAAGGAGACUGUAGUACAUUACAAAGCUGGUUUCAUUGACCCAGGAGAGGAUUGUGUGGAUUUUGUGCCAUCGUUAGAAAAGACUAGAAAACCGAAGACUGUGCGGCGACAAAUAGGUUGGUCUGUUGAGGAUAUUUAUCAAGAAAUUGAUUGCAAAAAAGUUGAAGAAAAACAAACCCCCACUUCAAGUCCCUUUAAAACUUUCCUCUCAAAGUUGGGGAAUGAAACUUUCAGUAGGCAGAGUACUCCCAAAAAAGUGAGUUUCCGAAAAUUAAUAGAAAGUGGCAAAGAGAAGACUGCCAACUAUCUGCCAUUUCAGAAGUACAUUCAGAACUACAAACUUAAGAAGAAAGCUUCCAAUUACAGCCCAAUAAAGGGGAAGAUGCAGGUGUCCACCAAAAUUAAAGCCAGCUUGUGUGAAAUGACCUCAGAUAGUGACUAUCAUUCUCCUAGUGGGACAUCUGAAGAGUCAUGGAAACUGAAGCAGAAUUUGAUUUGUGCUUGUGAGAAGAAAAUUUUUAUGCUCUCAGAGAGCAUUAAUAACCGAGAGAGAAUCGCUGCGAUGAUAAAUGAAUUAGGCGGCGUAGUGGCAGAAAAUACAAAAAUGGAGAUGUUGGCAACACACUUUGUGGCGGUGUUGCCAGAUGAUACCUUCACGGGGAUGAUGGUGUGCGCCCUCGCUACCGGGAAAUGGUUGAUUCACGUCAACUUUAUUUACGACAGUUUUCGAUGCAAGAAGUUCUUACAGGAAUAUCUGUACGAGUGGCUCAAACACCCGAGAAUACUGGAGAUUGACACAACUAGUGUGGAAGUAGCGAAAGCAGCCGUCUUCUGGCACUUAGAACUUGAUGCACUAAGUGCCAAAUUUCCUUUUGAGGGAAAACAAAUUGUUCUGAUCAUGAAGAGAAAGUACCGACAAUAUUAUCAGAUGAUAUUCAAGACUUUAAAAGCAAAGCCUGUUACAUAUGAUCCAAGGACUCCAGGGAGUUGCUGCACAGCUGAUUACUGUUUCGUGGAUAUGAAGAUUAUUGAACGAGUUAAACUCCGGUUUUUCGCUCGCCAUAACGUUCCAGUGUUUCCAUAUCAGUAUAUAUUAGUGUUCUUACUGAAGAGAGGUCAGGUAGAAGAUGAAUACAAGUAUCUUUUGCAGGACUGCAAGAAAUAUGCAAAAGAUACAAUGUUCCUGUUAAACGAUACUUAUUGAUAUCUGAAUUAUAAUUCCUAUAUUUAUAUUAUUUUGUUGGUUUUCAAUAUUAUUAUUGUUGGUGGUGUUUUUGGGUAGUUAAAUUGCUUUUAUAUUAUACAUUUUAUAUUAUCGACAUUUAUAUUUUAUAAGAAUAAGCCAUAUUAUUUUUAGGAAU
This is a messenger RNA of Helicoverpa armigera (cotton bollworm), 2362 nucleotides long. RefSeq lists its product as uncharacterized. Gene Ontology annotation, biological process: positive regulation of double-strand break repair; DNA damage response; protein localization to site of double-strand break. Bases 169 to 2205 code for a protein of 678 amino acids. NCBI's taxonomy places the organism in Eukaryota, Metazoa, Arthropoda, Insecta, Lepidoptera, Noctuidae. Gene Ontology annotation, molecular function: zinc ion binding. The record is from RefSeq and is a predicted model, not a curated record. Gene Ontology annotation, cellular component: nucleus; site of double-strand break. The transcript is spliced from 8 exons.